CGGGCGCCCCGGGGCCGGGGUGAGAGGGGCCGGGCCGGCAGGGAGGGUCUCGCCCCCCGCGCCCCCAGGCACAGGCAGAGGCCUGGCAGCUUCGCCCGGGGAGAGGUCGUGGCGACCCGUAGAGCCUCACCUCUCGGCAGGCCCACGCCCACUUCGGGCUCCCCGGCCCUCCUUGUGGGCCUGGUACCCUGACCCUCAUGUCCCUCGCCCAGCGGGGAAACUGCCACCUGAGAGGGAAGAAUGGAGCUGAACCGCUUCUUGGAGCUUGUUUUUCGCAUCAAGAAUGCAAUGACCCGCGAAGUCUCACUAGGCUUAGAUUCACAUAGUCAUUCUCUUUAACCCGCGAAGAAGCACGUGCGGACUUGAUCUCCUUGGCACCUCUUGACAGCCUUUGCUAUAAAAUCCCGCUUCUCUUGCAGAGAAGAUGGAAGGCCCGAGUAGGAGCGCAGGACGGGGAGGGACGCCGGCACGUGCUUCUGCAUGAGCGCGGUGCCCAUGGCUCAGAGCGGUUCCUAACUCGGUCUCCACAGCCCGCCUCCCCUGCAGCUGAGCAUGCCGAGGCCUAGGAGGCAUGAGUGACCUGCCCGGCGCCCCCGGCUCGCCGGGCCUCAGCCUCUGACCCGGCCCUCUGGACUCUGGCCCGGCGGGCUGUUUCUCCGCGGCCGCGUGUACCAACAGAGUGGCGUCGGACCAACGUCCUCUCUUUCCUCUCAGGAUGUGAAAGGGGCAGAAAGACAAAGAACCGCCUCUCUGCACAUCCCUCCCCGUCUGCUAGAAUGUUUCUCAUGAACGCCCCUCCUGUGGUUGCUCUCCAGUCAAAAUGGGAGGCCUUUGGCACACCGGGGGGCUUUAGGUUUCCCGGGUGCUUCUCGGAGCCGAAAGAGGGCGUCUCGAGAGCUUCGGUGAGUGCCAAAGUGCAGAUGGUCAUCAGCACGCUCCAGAGGGACGAGGCUGCUCUGGGCAUGAGCGAUGAGCUUGCCCUGCAGAGAAGCCAGAGGGCAGAGAAGGGCCGGGACACAAGGCCGGCCGCCACCCCUGCAUUUGCUGCCUGUGGUCUCGGUGCUGAUUUUGUUCCCUCGAGGGAGGAGGAGGCUGCAGACUUUGGCCCCUUGGUGCUGGAUUCGGACAGUGACGACUCGGUGGACCGGGACAUUGAGGAAGCGAUCCAGGAGUACCUAAAGGCCAAGAGCGGGGCCGCCCAGCCACCUGGGGCCACAGAUGGGGGCAGGCGGUCCAAACCAGAAGUUCCUCUGAGUAGUGCCCCAACUGCCCCGUGUCCCCCGAAGUUUGCACCCAGCUCAGGAGGCGCCCCUGGCAGCCACGUGGGAGCGGGCCAGGACCGGGGCUCCGCCUCCCCGGUUAGCGUUAGCAGUGACGACUCCUUCGAGCAGAGCAUCCAGGCGGAGAUCGAACAGUUUCUGAACGAGAAAAGACAACAGGAGACCCCAAGAUGUGAUGUUUCCGUGAACACGAAACCAGACCCCAGCGAUAAUGCAGCCAGAUCAGCAUUUAGAUCCAGCAAAGAGCCAAUGGCCAAGGCACAUCGGCAGGAAGUGAUGGGACCCUGCAAGGACUUUCUCUUCCGGAAACCUCCCAGGCUAGCGAAGGUGAGCACACGGCCCCGUGGCCUCAGGUCCAAGGCCACUGCUGAGCCGGAGAGUGCGGACGGCGCGAAGCCAGCCACUGCUGCUGGCCGUCCUGCAGAAGCAGCCCAGAAUAAAGGUGCGGUCAGGAGGAGCGCCGGGCGGAGGACGAAGCGAGCCAAGAGCACAGCCCUGGUGUGCAAGGCGUCCGGCUCCAGCAGUGACGAUGGCAUUGAGGAGGCCAUCCAGCUGUAUCAGCUGGAGAAGAGGAAGGAGGCGGGCAGAGACCCGCCGCAGAGAACGCCACUCGGGGAGGGGAAGGGGCCCGACCCUCCGGCACACAGCGCAGGCCACUCCACGAAAGGUGCUUUGCCCGAAACCCAUAGGAAGACACCAGGCAGGAAGAAGCAGGUGGCCCCGAAGGCCGUGGACCUCAGCCCGGGUGGCCCUGACCACCCCUCCAAGCCACCCAGAGAUCCCAGAGCUGCCGAAAACGAGCUUGUGGAUCGGCCGCCGUGCCGGGCAGACACGUCUGCUGAGCUCAUGUGCGCCGAAGCAAUCUUGGACAUUUCUAAAACCAUCCUGCCGGCCCCCGCGGGGGGCAGUGAGAGACCCCCGCCUGCCAGCCCGCUCUCCUGCCCCCUAACCGUGCCUUCCUGCUGCGACGGGGACAGCAGCUCUGUGGACAGCAAUGACAGCAUAGAGCAGGAAAUCCGGACAUUCCUGGCUCUGAAGGCUCAGUCGGGGGCUUGGCUGGCCCGAACGGAGAGCUGCCCGCAGACCACACUGAGCCCAGUGCCGCCACCUGGCCCUAGGGUCCCCGGCUCUAAAACGCUGGGCCUGUCGCUGAGCUGCAAAAGGAAACGCAAAGGAGGCAGCCACGCUGUGCCACCAUCCACACCUAAGAAAGCUAGAGAGACGGCGCAGGAGGGCGCCCGGGAUGCCGACCACAGCCCCGUGAGCACACAGCCUGGCCAGGCCCCCAGGGCGGAAAGCCAGACCAGGGGCCAGCCUCUCCCCUGCAGGCCGCUUGAGCUGGGUGACCAGCACGGUGGCCCUGACACCAGAGGCAGCGUGUGGCCCGGCCAUGGGAAGGCAGCCCCAGCCAGAAGCGCCGGUGAGCGGGGGAGCUCUGAGGACAAGAGCAGCUCCCUGGACAGCGACGAGGACUUGGACACUGCCAUCAAGGACCUGCUGCGGUCCAGGCGGAGGCUCAAGAAGAGGUGGAAGGACCCCAGGGCCGCGUGCAAGAGGAAGGUCAGGUUCAGCACCACUGAGCCCCAGUUCUUGGAUAAACUAGGCAGCUUCCGGAAAGACUGGAAGGACAGAAGCCCCCAUCUGUUGAAAAGCUGCCUCUCAAAGCCCAGAAAGGACAGCAGGGAGAACCUGGCGAAAAAGCCUUUGAGCGUCUCCUGCAGAGACACAGAGAGAACCAGGACCGAUGGCGCCAGCCCCAGGGAUGCGCCCCCCGCCCCCCAGCUCAGGAGAAAAGCCUCCGAAGGGAAUCCGUUCUGCCGUGAAGCCGACGCCUGUGAACUUCAAGGUGCAGCCCCCAGCUCCCAGCCUCCGCCCGAGGACAGCAGCUCCGUGGACAGUGAUGACAGCAUCGAGCUGGAGAUCAGGAAGUUCCUGGCCGAAAAGGCCAAGGAGUCCGGGAGCAGCUCAGAAGCCCCAGGAGGGGGCCCAGCCACCCCGGGGACGGGGAGCAUGCCCAGGCCGGAGCUGCCGUGCCGGAAGGGGCCAGCACCCGCCCUGGCCCUUCACCCCGGUGUGUGCACGCGGAGCCAGCGGGGCAGGGGCGGGCCUCAGCCGGCCGGAGGCCUGGGGGACGCGGGGAGAGCCUGCCUUCCGGGCGGGAGGGGCGGCCCCCGCGCAGAGCAGGCCUGCCUCCCUGCAGCCAGGGCCAGCCGCACCAGCGUGGCGGGGGCCCUGUAUGCCAAAGGGCCGGCUGCUGGCCGGCGACUGGUUUGCACUCACAAGGAUCAGAGCCCGAGAGGGACCGAGCAUGCCAGGGAACAUGCUGUCGGCUCGCUGGCCUCUCGAGCUCAAGCGGGCACCUGGGCAGAAAGCGCCAGCGUGGGCUUUGCUGUGACCACACGGGGCCAGAGCCCGCGGACUCGGAAGCCGGGAGCAGACGGGCUGGGGAGCCCCCAGGCUGGCCUUGCCCUCCCGUGGGCCGACUUUGCCCACCAGAGUCGGCUGCAGAGCACGUGGGCGCUGAGCUCGGAAGGCAGGGAGGCUGUGUGGAGAGGGAGCCUCGGGGGCCAGAGAGACCAGGGGCCGGAGGGCCAGGACCCCAAGAAAGGCCUGCCCUUCACAGGCUUCUCCUCGCUGCUCUCCACACAGCUAUUCCACUUUGGAAAGAGUGCCUCCUGGGGGGGCAAGCAGGCCAGUGUCUUCAGCCCGCCCCUGAGUCUGCCCCUGCAGGGCCCAUCCUUCUCGGCCUUCAGAGAGACCCCGGCUGGCCACAGUCCCGUGUUUGGAAGCUCGCACCUGCUCGCGAAGAAGGAGGGGGGACACUGGCCCGGCCGGAAGUCCCAGGCGGCUUGCACUCUGCACGCCAGGAGGAACUCAGGCUCUGAGGAGGACGUUCUAGACCUGAGGUACAGGCGGAGGGCCAUCAGUGGAGGCGACGAGGCCCAGGACGCCUUGGGCAGUGAGUCCAGUGAGCUCAGUGACACCUCCGUGGAGGAGGGCGGUGGCCCGGGGGCCACGGGCAAAGCCCUCCAGCCGUGAGGACGCUCGCUGGCUCCGUCUUCAUGGGAAGCAGACAGACACGCGUGUAUCCGUGUGUGCGCGUGACGCUCACCACCCCGGGACAGAAACCGGAGGCCACUCUGCACCGCCCUGUACAUACUACGUCCACUGGGAGCCAUGGUGUUAUUUAACGAAUGUGUCCUGGAAAAUAUGAUUUUUGUAGCUUUUUUGUAAAUUAUUUAAAGUGCUGUAAAAAAUAUUUUUGGAAAAUACAGUUGUUCGGUUUUGUAGGGCCUGCCUAAAGGCAGCUUUCCACGGCAUCCGGGUGAGUGUUAGACGAGCAGACAUGUGACCCCAGCUCUGAUAGUUUGGGGCGAUUGCUGCUGGGAAGGUGGCAGUGGCCACCGACCCGCCCCGAGAAUCACAAAGGCGCCCGCAGAGGUCUCCGCUGGGAAGCUGCCGGUCAGCACCUGUGACAUUGGGGCCCCCGGGCCCGCGAGGCCAGAGCGAGGCUUCUGGACGCUACACUUGCAAGACAUCUCAAAGCACAAAGGCCAGCAAGCACACAGACUGGCCGACCCCUGUUGCACGUGGAAAUGCCCCGGGAGGCCUCGGCAGCCCGCCCAGUCCACACCCAGCCCGUGGUGUUCCACGCCCAGCCCAGCGCGACCCCCGCGGGAUUCUAGUAGCUCAAUAAAGCUCUUUUUCUAUGGGA
Molecule: messenger RNA, 4995 nt
Organism: Leptonychotes weddellii (Weddell seal)
Lineage: Eukaryota; Metazoa; Chordata; Mammalia; Carnivora; Phocidae
Gene: PPP1R26
Product: protein phosphatase 1 regulatory subunit 26
Biological process (GO): negative regulation of phosphatase activity
Molecular function (GO): protein phosphatase inhibitor activity
Source: RefSeq, a predicted model, not a curated record